Molecule: messenger RNA, 1658 nt
Organism: Neoarius graeffei (lesser salmon catfish)
Lineage: Eukaryota; Metazoa; Chordata; Actinopteri; Siluriformes; Ariidae
Gene: selenos
Product: selenoprotein S
Exons: 6
Coding region: 170-739 (189 amino acids)
Biological process (GO): retrograde protein transport, ER to cytosol; endoplasmic reticulum unfolded protein response
Cellular component (GO): Derlin-1 retrotranslocation complex; Derlin-1-VIMP complex; endoplasmic reticulum membrane
Source: RefSeq, a predicted model, not a curated record
CAGUUUACGGAAAUCCGGUUUGGCUUAGUUGGCUAGGGAGCGAUCUGGUUUCAGGCUACUUUAGCUUGUCGGUACGUUACAAAAUGGACAAGUAAUCACGUAGUGUAGUUGUUUAAAGGAAAGUGGACAGUGAUUUUUAUUGUUUUAAAUCCUGUAACACUCGUUAAACAUGGAGUCAACCGGCGGUGCUGCUAAAAUUAAACCCGGAGCAGGAGGAGAAACUCUGGAGAACCAGGACAUGAGUUUCCUUCAAGCAACUGUUGCUGCUUUCCUUUCUCAGUACGGAUGGUUCCUGUUGGUCCUGUGUGUGGGGGUUUACUUCCUCAUCCAGCAUCUCAGUAAGAAAAGACCCAACCAGAAUCAGAGCUCAGCUUCAGCAGUCAGUCAAGACCCGUUGUCCGUGGUAAGACGUCAAGAGGCUCUGGAGGCGUCACGGCAAAGAAUGCAAGCAGAGCUGGACACCAAAGCUGCGGAGUUUAAAGAGAAACAGCAGAGACUGGAGGAGGAGAAAAGACGACAGAAAAUUGAGAUGUGGGAGAGCAUGAAAGAAGGGAAGAGUUAUAAAGGAAACGCCCGGCUUGCUCAAAACAGUGACGAGGCGUCCAGUUCCACCACAGUGCUGAAGCCAAAGACGGACAAAAAGCCUCUUCGGAGCAGCGGGUAUAAUCCAUUAAGUGGUGAUGGAGGAGGCACCUGUUCAUGGAGACCUGGCAGACGAGGGCCCUCAUCUGGCGGAUGAGGUUAAAGGAGGUCAGAGGGAUAUGGCCCAAGUCACCUCUGACCCUUCAGCCAUAAGAGCGCACAGAGCAACUGAAAUGAAACUGUCUGCACUCAUCAUGGUUCAGUAGCAGUGAUUUGUAAUAUGAAUCUUUUGCUUUUUUUUUUUAAGUUAGAUUCUGUUCAAUCCUCAAAUUUUUUUUUUCUUCUCUCAUCAGCCUAUGGAUUAGUUUUCUCUCAGACAUUCCAAAUGUUUUAAAAUCUUAGUUACAUCAAAGAGGAUUUAUAAAGUAGGAUAAAGUUUUCUUGUGCAAGCUGGAGAAAUUACUCUUUAUUAUUUGCGCAUGAUCAUGUUUUAAACGUAAGUUUGUCUGGCUUGCAGUAAUCAUAUUUUUGAAUACAUGCAUUGUAGGAUCUGAACUUUUAUCCAUGUGAGACUGACCAUUUCUAAUGACGCCUCCUCAUCAAAGGUACUCAGUCCAGUGGGGUUGGCUGAUUACUUUCAGUUGCGAGUGUGUGAUCUCAAAACAUUGCUAUACAGAACAGCAUUUUAAAGGUUUGGACGUUAGAUUGAACAUGUAUUUUUCAUUCUCUUAAAUUCAUUCGUAUUUGUAAUUAAUCAGGAUGUAGAUUGGCUUUCGUUGGCCACUGCGUAAUCCCAUGGGUCAUAUUUCAUAGUAAUAACAUCUGCAUUAAUCUAGUUUAGGAGCGAGGAGUAGAAAUUGAAGAAAACCCUUCUAUUAGCAGGGGUGUCCAAACUUUUGCCUGGUACAAUAUUUCCAGCAGCUAAAAUAUAUUUCUUUGACCCUGUGAACAGUACUGUGUCGAGGACUCAUGACCUCAGAAGGAAUAAAUCUUGUGAAUACAACGUUUGUUAGACAAUCAUGAAAUGACUUUGCUGUACUUGUCAACUUUUCAUGAUUAAAAGGCUUUACUUCUCA